GUGUGUGUGUGUGUGUGUAGGGACACAGCAGGCCAGGAACGGUUCCACACCAUCACCACCUCCUACUACAGAGGAGCCAUGGGCAUCAUGCUGGUCUACGACAUCACCAACGCCAAGAGCUUCGAAAACAUCAGCAAAUGGCUGCGCAACAUUGACGAGCAUGCAAAUGAGGACGUUGAGAGGAUGCUGCUAGGCAACAAGUGUGACAUGGAGGACAAGAGGGUCGUACCAAAAGCCAAGGGGGAGCAGAUUGCGAGGGAGCACGGCAUUAGGUUUUUUGAGACGAGUGCUAAGGCCAACAUCAGCAUCGAGAAGGCUUUCCUCACGUUAGCAGAAGACAUCCUCAGAAAGACGCCUGUAAAAGAGCCCAACAGUGAAAAUGUCGACAUCAGCAGCGGAGGUGGAGUCACAGGCUGGAAGAGCAAGUGCUGCAGUUGAACAACUCCUCAGUUUCACUCACACUAACACACACACACACACACACACAACACGCACACACACACACACACCAACACGCACACACAUCAACACACGCGCGCACACACAGUUUCUCUUUCUCUCUAACGGCUAACUCUAACUCUCGCUCUCUAACCUGUCUCAUGAGUUUUCUUGCACACUGACACUCUGUCUGUCUCUUUAUCAGAAUAAAACAAUAAACCACUUUGCUCGUCUAAUCCCCCCCCCCACCCCCACCCCCACCCCCCUCCACCAUAUUCUUCCACUCUCCAUCUGAUGAUCAUUUUUAUUUCUGAUAAAAAGAGAAAUCCAGUCACGUUUCUUGUCAUUUGUUUUAAAAGUUGUAAAAAAAAAAAAAAAAAAAAAAAUGGAAAGUGUGAAAAGACAAGCUCGUAUUUUUAAUAUUUCCUUUGCCUGAGCUCACCUGGUUGGGACACCCUCACCCACCCUUAACCCCACCCCCACCCCCAGCACUCACCUUCAGUCAGAGGAAAUGGAAAGACAAAUGUAGGAUUAACAUUUUGUACACUUAGUGGGUUUCUGUCGUCUAACCGUAUUUGGUCAUUUACAGUUUGUUACGAGUGACGGAGGCGUGGCUCGCUCCUUUUGUAUGUGGGGUUUAUUUUGUCCUGUGCCUUAUAUGGAAGACAGGGGCGGGGCUGUGUGGUGAGCGGCGCCACAUCCACCCAAUGAAAUUACAGUUGAAUCUGUGGGUCCAGGGUCCCGUCACAAGGACGCCGGAACUGAAGCAGAAGCGUUUGAAUUUCUCCUCCAGCCAAGAGAACGGCAUUAUACAGUAUGUCCUGUUCGUUGAUGUUUUGUUUUUAUCUGUAUGAUUUAUUUUACUUUUUAUUUCUUUUUUUCCCCCCAAUUUGGGUUUGAAUUUUUUAUUUUAUUUUUCUCCUGCAUGCAGAUUUCUUUGGGUUGGAAGCGUUUCUGUAACGUUGUGUAACGUUUGCCACUGGGUAACUGUGGGCGGGAGGUGCAGAAGUUCUCUUUGGAAAUUCAAACAGUUUUGCAGAUCCAUUAAAAAUAAGCUUGUUUAAGUUAA
Cottoperca gobio is the source of this 1507-nucleotide messenger RNA. It is a transcript of the gene rab10, whose product is annotated as RAB10, member RAS oncogene family. Bases 79 to 438 code for a protein of 119 amino acids. The transcript is spliced from 4 exons. Gene Ontology annotation, molecular function: GTP binding; GTPase activity. The record is from RefSeq and is a predicted model, not a curated record. NCBI's taxonomy places the organism in Eukaryota, Metazoa, Chordata, Actinopteri, Perciformes, Bovichtidae.